This is a messenger RNA of Molossus molossus (Pallas's mastiff bat), 4392 nucleotides long. RefSeq names its product ring finger protein 123 (gene RNF123). Gene Ontology annotation, cellular component: cytoplasm. Lineage: Eukaryota; Metazoa; Chordata; Mammalia; Chiroptera; Molossidae. The record is from RefSeq and is a predicted model, not a curated record. The transcript is spliced from 39 exons. Gene Ontology annotation, molecular function: ubiquitin-protein transferase activity; protein binding. The coding region runs from base 167 to 4174 and encodes 1335 amino acids.
UCCCAGGGAAAAGUGAGCGAGGCCACCAGUCUGGCCUGAAGGGAGGUGGGGGUAACAGGUAGCAAGGACCUAGCAGGAGCAGCCUUUCAGAAGUCCUCAGGAGACAUCUGGGCCGGGCCUUCAAGUAAGGCCCCCAGGACCACUGGCUGCCCACAAGAGAUGAAGAAUGGCAUCCAAGGGGGCUGGAAUGUCCUUCUCCCGCAAGAGCUAUGGGCUGACCUCAGACACUGAGAAAUCCAGGGUCACAGGCAUUGUGCACGAAAAGCUACUGAAUGACUACCUGCACCGCGUCUUUUCCUCUCCUGACCAUGCACCCACCGCAGCCACCAGCAGGAAACCCCUGAACUUCCAGAACCUGCCAGAACAUCUGGACCAGCUGUUACAAGUGGACAGUGAGGAAGAAGAGAGCCAGGGACAGGUGGAAGGGCGGCUUGGCCCCUCCACUGUGGUCCUGGACCACACAGGUGGCUUCGAAGGGCUUCUUCUGGUGGAUGAUGACCUUCUGGGGGUGAUCGGACACAGCAACUUUGGUACCAUCCGCUCUACCACGUGCGUGUACAAAGGGAAAUGGCUCUACGAGGUACUCAUCUCCUCCCAGGGGCUCAUGCAGAUCGGCUGGUGCACCAUCAACUGCCGCUUCAAUCAGGAGGAGGGGGUUGGAGACACGCACAAUUCCUAUGCCUAUGACGGCAACCGGGUGCGCAAGUGGAACGUGACCACGACGAACUACGGCAAGGCAUGGGCAGCGGGGGACAUCGUGAGCUGUCUGAUCGACCUGGACGAUGGCACUUUGUCCUUCUGCCUCAAUGGCAUGUCACUGGGCACUGCCUUUGAGAACUUAUCCAGGGGCCCGGGCAUGGCCUACUUCCCAGCCAUCAGCCUCUCCUUCAAGGAGUCCGUGGCCUUCAACUUUGGCAGCCGUCCUCUGCGCUACCCAGUGGCGGGCUACCGGCCCUUGCAGGACCCGCCGCGUGCUGACCUGGUGCAGGCACAGAGGUUGCUGGGCUACUUCCGGGCAGUGCUCAGCGUGGAGCUGGACCCGGCGGAGGGGCGGCUGGUGGAGAAGGAGAGCUCGGAGUGGCAGCUUCAGGGCCAGCCCACCGUCCUGCUCACGCUGGCCCACAUCUUCCAUCGCUUUGCACCGCUCCUGCGUAAGGUGUACCUGGUGGAGUCUGUGCUCACGAGCUUCCUGCUGGGCGUCAUGGAGGCGGGCACCCCCACACAGGCGCAGGCUGUGGUGCGCCAGGUUCUGGACCUCCUGUGGCUCUUCAUGGAGGACUACGAGGUUCACGACUGCCUCAAACAGUUGAUGAUGUCCCUGCUGCGGCUGUACCGGUUCUCACCCAUCGUCCCCGACCUAAGCCUGCAGACCCACUACCUGCGGCUCACCAUCGCCAUCCUGAGGCAUGAGAAGUCCCGCAAGUUUCUGCUUAGCAACGUCCUCUUCGACGUGCUCCGGUCCGCAGUCUUCUUUCACAUCAAGAGCCCACUGCGUGUGGAGGAGGCCGGCCUGCAGGAGCUCAUCCCUACCACCUGGUGGCCCCACCGCUCCGGCAGGGAGGGCAAAGACAGUAAGGAGGUGCAGGAUGAGACCGCCGAGGAGCGGCUGCGGAGGCGUGCCUAUGAGCGGGGCUGCCAAAGACUCAAGAAGCGCAUUGAAGGUCUGGCCUGCCUGGCCUGGGUGGGCUGCGGGCCUCAGUGUUCUGUUCCCCACCCUCACCCAGUGGUGGAAGAACUGCAGGUCCAGAUCCUGAAGCUGCUGCUGAACAAUAAAGAUGACAAUGGGGGUGAAGCUUCCAGGUACAUCUUCCUGACCAAGUUUCGAAAGUUUCUGCAGGAGAACGCCAACGGCCGAGGGAACAUACCCCUGCUCUGCCCCCCUGAGUACAUGGUCUGCUUCUUGCACCGGCUGAUCUCUGCCCUGCGCUACUACUGGGAUGAGUACAAGGCUUCCAACCCCCGCACCUCCUUCAGUGAGGAGGCCUACGUCCCACCCCAGGUCUUCUAUAAUGGCAAGGUGGACUACUUCGACCAGCAGCGCCUUGGAGGCCUCCUCUCACACCUUCGAAAGACCCUCAAAGAUGAGCUUGCCUCCAAGGCCAACAUCCUAAUCGACCCGCUGGAGCUCCAGGCGGCCACCAUGGACGACCUGGACGAGGAUGAGGAGCCAUCCCCAGCUGCCGCCCAGCGCCCCAUGCAGGCCCUGGCCAUUGGGGGUGCGCUGCCCCUGCCCCGGCCCAGCUGGCUCAGCUCUCCAACCCUGGGCCGAGCCAACCGCUUCCUCAGCACAGCAGCUGUGAGCCUGAUGACCCCACGGCGGCCUCUGAGCACCUCGGAGAAAGUGAAGGUCCGCACGCUGAGUGCAGAGCAGAGGACCCGGGAGGACAUUGAGGGCAGCCACUGGAACGAGGGCCUGCUGCUGGGGCGGCCCCCCGAGGAGCCUGAGCAGCCCCUCACCGAGAACUCCCUGCUGGAGGUCCUGGACGGGGCCGUCAUGAUGUACAACCUCAGUGUCCACCAGCAGCUGGGCAAGAUGGUGGGUGUGUCCGACGACGUCAACGAAUACGCCAUGGCUCUGAGGAACACAGAAGACAAGCUCCGCCGGUGCCCAAAGCGGAGGAAGGACAUCCUUGAGGAGUUGACCAAGAGCCAGAAAGUUUUCUCAGAAAAGCUGGACCACCUCAGUCGCCGUCUUGCCUGGGUCCACGCCACCGUCUACUCCCAGGAGAAGAUGCUGGACAUAUACUGGCUGCUGCGCGUCUGUCUGCGGACCAUCGAGCACGGCGACCGCACGGGUCCUCUGUUCGCCUUCAUGCCCGAGUUCUACCUGAGCGUGGCCAUCAACAGCUACAGCGCCCUCAAGAAUUACUUCGGCCCUGUGCACAGCAUGGAGGAGCUCCCAGGCUAUGAAGAGACCCUGACCCGCCUGGCUGCCAUCCUUGCCAAACACUUUGCAGACACACGUAUCGUGGGCACUGACAUCCGAGACUCGCUGAUGCAGGCCCUGGCCAGCUAUGUCUGCUACCCGCACUCCCUGCGGGCUGUGGAGCGGAUCCCCGAGGAGCAGCGCGUUGCCAUGGUGAGGAGCCUCCUGGCUCCCUACGAACAGCGGCCCUGGGCCCAGACCAACUGGAUCCUGGUGCGGCUCUGGAAGGGCUGUGGGUUCGGCUACCGCUAUACACGGCUGCCACACCUGCUGAAAAUCAAACCCGAGGAUGCCAAUUUGCCCAGCCUCCAGAAGCCCUGUCCCUCCCUCCUGCUGCAGCAGCACAUGGCAGACCUGCUGCGCCAGGAUCCGGACGUGGCACCCAGCUUCCUCAACAGUGUCCUCAACCAGCUCAACUGGGCCUUCUCGGAGUUCAUCGGCAUGAUCCAGGAGAUCCAGCAGGCUGUUGAGCGCCUGGAGAGGAACUUUGUGGACACCCGGCAGCUCAAGGUAUGUGCCACCUGCUUUGACCUCUCGGUCAGCCUGCUGCGUGUCUUGGAGAUGACCAUCACACUGGUGCCCGAGAUAUUCCUUGACUGGACUCAGCCUACCUCUGAGAUGCUGCUGCGGCGUCUUGCACAGCUGCUGAACCAGGUGCUGAACCGGGUGACGGCUGAGAGGAACCUGUUUGACCGUGUGGUCACCCUGUGGCUGCCUGGCCUGGAGAGCGUGGACCACUACCCUAUUCUGGUGGCAGUGACAGGCAUCCUGGUGCGGCUCCUGGUACAUGGCCCUGCCUCAGGGACAGAGAAAGCCACAUCAGUGCUCUUGGCCGAUCCCUGCUUCCAGCUCCGCUCUAUACGCUAUCUUCUGGGUCAUCCAGAGCCCCCGGCCCCUGGCACUGCCCUGCCUGCCCCUGACCGGAAGCGCUUUUCCCUACAGAGCUACACAGAUUACAUCAGUGCCGAGGAGCUGGCCCAGGUGGAACAGAUGCUGGCACACCUGACCUCUGCAUCUGCCCAGGCAGCAGCUGCCUCCCUGCCCACCAGUGAGGAGGAUCUCUGCCCCAUCUGCUACGCUCACCCCAUCUCUGCUGUGUUCCAGCCCUGUGGCCACAAGUCCUGCAAAGCCUGCAUCAACCAGCACCUGAUGAACAACAAGGAUUGCUUCUUCUGCAAAGCCACCAUUGUGUCGGUAGAGGACUGGGACAAGGCAGCCAAUGCGAGCGCCACUUCCUCAGCCGCCUAGGUCUGCCUACUCCACACAGCAGGAGCCUCUGCCUUUGAAUCCAGACCCAGGCUGGGCCCUAUUUAUGAGCUCCCCUUGCCAGCCCCACACCCCGCACCACCACGUCCAGCCUCCUCGCUUGUGUGUAACCUCAUUGGUGGGAGCCCAGCCAUGCCCUAAUUGUGCCUGAGCUUGACUUUCAGUCAGGGCCACAGUGAGCAUUAAAUUAUUAUUCCAUA